AUGAAAGAGCAUCAAACACCACACAAAGUGCUCGCGCGCUCCGCAGAGAAUCGCCAUGGCAGAACGAAGGAUAUUUCAUCCAAAAAGUCUAACAAGAUCACCGAUAAGAGUUUGAAUGCAGCAUUUGCAUCGGUUUCUGAAGAUUCCGUGGAUUUAUCAUCGUUCUCCGAAAUCUUAGAUGUAAAUCGCAACGAAGAUCUCACCACCUUCUUCUUGGAAGAACCUUCCUCGGUGACUUUGCUUCCGUCUGAUUUAACUCCUAAAAAACUCACUGACACGACGGGAAUUAUUAGCUCCACUAAUUGUAUUGGUUCCAAUGAAAUCGUUAGUUCUAAGUUUAAUUCUGUGGAGGCUGAGAUUACUGUGAAUUUUCUGAGAAAUGUUAAAACUGAGGUCCUCAAUUCGGUUAAUUCUGCUCCCCAACAUAGACGAGAGCUUAUGGAUGGAAUAAUUGAAUAUGUCUUACGCGAUCUCCAAACCUAUACCCUGCCUGAGGAGAGAGAUCAGUUUGCUCAUUUGCUUUCUAUGAAAAACCGCAUGCUGUUUCUGUGUACCUUCAUAUGGGUAGUUGGAGUAUCAGUUGUGCUUUUCUUCACUUCAGAUACUCGUAGCCCUUACAGAGGACCGACACCAACAUGA
Sphenostylis stenocarpa is the source of this 639-nucleotide messenger RNA. The record is from the annotation of a GenBank genome assembly. NCBI's taxonomy places the organism in Eukaryota, Viridiplantae, Streptophyta, Magnoliopsida, Fabales, Fabaceae.